This is a messenger RNA of Helianthus annuus (common sunflower), 1003 nucleotides long. RefSeq lists its product as uncharacterized. Bases 1 to 552 code for a protein of 183 amino acids. NCBI's taxonomy places the organism in Eukaryota, Viridiplantae, Streptophyta, Magnoliopsida, Asterales, Asteraceae. The transcript has 3 exons. The record is from RefSeq and is a predicted model, not a curated record.
AUGGGUCUCUUUGACAAAUCCUCAUUUACUGCAAACAACAGAACACAGACAAACACUCACACACCCAACCAAUGUCUCUCUCACUCUCCGGCGAUAUUCAACCGGCGGAGCCGGCCGGCGCGGCGCCGCCGCCGCCGGUGGCGGAGCUCCGGCAAACCCUUCUCCGGUCACACACCUCUCCUUCACCCUUGUUCUCCUUCGAUCUACACCCCCCACCCCCUUUUGCGUUUCCGAAACAGACCACCACCACCAUUAACCGGUGGUGGUGCGGCGGUGAGACGAGACGAGAGAGAAAGACCGAGAGAAAGAGACCGAGAAGAGAGAGAGAGGACCGACGAUGGUGGAGGUGACCGGUGGUUUUUGUCUCGGACCAGCAGUCGACGUCUCGGACCGGCGGACGGUGUCAAGGUCCGGCGGGCUAUGUCUUUAUCCGACGAGUUAUUCCGGUUUCACGGCAGCGAUGGCAGCCGUCUUCACCCGACAAACUUCGAUGAGUGUGCUUUCUUUCUUUUUCUGUUUCGGGUUAACACAGUGAUGUUACACAGUGGCUAAAGCUUUUAUUUUUUUGGGGGGAAUCUUGAUCUGGACGAUGGUGAACUCGGUUUCGGGUCUCGGGUCGGUAAACAACAGUCAAUAGUGGGCAAGAGGGCCAGAUUCACAUUUGGGUUCGGUCAACGGUUCAGGUCAACGGUUAAGAUUAGUCAAGCUGGUCAACGGCUCGGGUCAACGGGUUCCAGUAAGGCAGUCAACAAGGUCAGCUGGUUCGGUUCGGGUGACUCGGUCAAACCGAGUUGACUCGGUCAAACCUGGUCAACAGUGAGUUGACUCGGUCAACUCAGUCAAGCGACUCGAUGUCCGACACGAAGACUUGGUAAAAGUAAACGCUGCGUUUAAUAAUUAUGUUUCUAUAUAGUUUGAUUAAAUACGCGAAAUCGAGCUCUCAAAAUCGUAUCGAAUAAUGAAACUCUUACAAAAUAUCAAUUGGAUUUACAUAUUAUCUUGA